UAUUUUACCAACUUCUAAUUCUAAUAAUGAUAGUUAUGAAGAAGGAACUGAAUUAGCGGAAACAUCUGUAUCUAGAAUUAGUAACAGAAGAUUGUCUACUUUACAAAAUAAUCAGAGUCAAGCUCGUAGUGGUCGAAGUCGUCCCUAUACAAUUCCUGAUCUUACUGGCCUCCGGUUAACUAAUAUUAAGCUUCAUUUUCUUCCACCUAACACUACUGCACAUCUUCAACCAAUGGAUGCAGGCAUUAUCAAGUGUUUUAAAUCAAAAUACAAACAAAAAUAUAUUCAACAUCUUCUCACUCAGUUUGAACAAGGUGAAGAUAUACAAAAAGAUGCAAUUUACUAUAUUGCAGAGUCUUGGAAUGAAGUUAGUGAAACAACAAUAAUGAAUUGUUGGAAAAAAACUGGAAUCUUGUCCUCUAUUAAUUAUGAAGAAAUACAAGAUGCAACAAGCUCUUACGAUACUUUUAUUAAACAAGAAAAUGAUAAUAUUGAGUUGUCAGUUGCUGAUUUAGACUCAUCAGUCCUGCCUCAGGUCAACAA
Messenger RNA from Scutellospora calospora, 543 nucleotides. NCBI's taxonomy places the organism in Eukaryota, Fungi, Glomeromycota, Glomeromycetes, Diversisporales, Gigasporaceae. The record is from the annotation of a GenBank genome assembly.